GGCGGGAGGAGGCGGCGGCGGCGGGCGGCGCGGGGACCCCCCGGCCCGGGCGCGGCGGUUUCAAGCUCCCCCGCGGGCGCGCGCGCGCGGCCGGGAGCCGCCGGGUCCGGCUCCGGCUCCGGCUCCGGGAUGGCGGCGGGGAACCGGGACCGGGACCGGGGCCGCUGACAGCCGGUGCCGCCGCCGCCGCCGCCUCACCCCAGUAUGUACGCCAAGGGCAAGGGCUCCGGUGUGCCCUCGGACGGCCAGGCCCGCGAGAAGCUGGCGCUGUACGUCUACGAGUACCUGCUGCACGUGGGGGCCCAAAAAUCGGCCCAGACUUUCCUUUCGGAGAUCCGAUGGGAGAAGAACAUCACGCUGGGCGAGCCCCCCGGCUUCCUGCACUCCUGGUGGUGUGUCUUCUGGGACCUGUACUGUGCCGCUCCCGACCGCCGGGAAACCUGUGAGCACUCCAGCGAGGCCAAAGCCUUCCACGACUAUAGCGCGGCGGCGGCUCCCAGCCCGGUGAUGGGGAACCUGCCCCCCGGUGACGGCAUGCCGGGGGGGCCCAUGCCCCCCGCCUUCUUUCAGCCCUUCAUGUCCCCCCGCUACCCCGGCGGCCCCCGGCCCCCGCUCCGGAUGCCAAACCAGCCUCCCGUGGGUGUCCCCGGCUCCCAGCCGCUGCUGCCCAACGCCAUGGAUCCGGCCGCGCGCGGUCGCAGGGGCAUCCCGGCAUGGGGGGGGCCGAUGCAGCGCAUGAACCCCCCGCGAGGCAUGGCCGGCAUGGCCCCCCAGACCUACGGCAGCGGGAUGCGGCCCCCCCCCAGCUCGCUGGCCGGCCCUGGCAUGCCCGCCAUGAACAUGGGUCCCGGUGGCCGUGGGCCCUGGCCGAACCCCAACGCCAUACCCUACUCCUCCUCAUCCCCUGGGAACUAUGUGGUGAGGCCCUCCUGGGGUGGUGGCCCCCCCGGCACCCCCAUCCUGCCCAGCCCCGGAGACUCCACCAACUCCAGUGAGAACAUGUACACCAUGAUGAACCCCAUCGGGGCCCGCGGGGAACAGGCCAAACGUGAUUACCCGAUGGGACCCGGACCGGAGGGACCCAUGGGUGGCAUGAGCGCGAUGGAGCCGCAUCACAUGAACGGAUCCUUAGGCUCGGGGGACAUGGACGGGCUGCCAAAGAGCUCCCCCAGUAACCUGGGGGGCCUGAGCAACCCCCCCGGCACCCCGCGGGACGACGCCGAGCUGAGCAGCAAUUUCUUAAACCCCUUCCAAAGCGACAGCUACUCGCCCAGCAUGACAAUGAGCGUGUGAGCCCAGCGCCGAGGCCGCCGACAGCCAGACGCCCCACACGCACCAGAGAAAAAAAAUAAUUAAUAAUAAUUACCAACCCCCCCCCCCCAACCCCCCCAGCCCAAAACACUAAACAAACAAAAAAGCAGAAAAAAAAUAAUAAUAAUUAGAAAUAAGUCAUGCGACUGACUUACUGCCCACCCGCUCCCGGGGCAGGGACCACCUCAGCACUGGGACACCCCCCCCCCCCC
Messenger RNA from Harpia harpyja (harpy eagle), 1523 nucleotides. RefSeq names its product single stranded DNA binding protein 4 (gene SSBP4). Gene Ontology annotation, biological process: positive regulation of transcription by RNA polymerase II. The record is from RefSeq and is a predicted model, not a curated record. Gene Ontology annotation, cellular component: nucleus. Gene Ontology annotation, molecular function: single-stranded DNA binding; protein binding. NCBI's taxonomy places the organism in Eukaryota, Metazoa, Chordata, Aves, Accipitriformes, Accipitridae.